Paramecium sonneborni is the source of this 1026-nucleotide messenger RNA. NCBI's taxonomy places the organism in Eukaryota, Ciliophora, Oligohymenophorea, Peniculida, Parameciidae. The record is from the annotation of a GenBank genome assembly.
UUCACUUCGAAAUGCAACAAAAAUUGUAAAAAUUAAAAUUGAUUGUUAGGACUGAUUUAUGUAAACAUUUUUUGGAUACAAAUGAAAGACCUUAGAAUUCAAUAAAGAAAUACAAACCAGAAGAACGAUUUGAAGAUUAUCCAAAAUCAAAAGAGCUAAUAAGAUUAAAAUCAGAGUUAAUAAAGAAACAUAAUCAUCCUCCAAAUUAUAUUAAAGCAGAUUUAAGAGCUUUUGAUUUAUCAUAAUUGGGCAAAGUAUUAUUAUAUAUAUAAAUAUUUAACAUAGUUUGAUGUAAUUUUAAUUGAUCCACCUUGGGCAGAGUAUGCUAAAAGAUUAAUGUAAGCAAAUAUGCAAGUUAAAGAACAUUAAUAGUCUUGGACAUUAGAAGAAUUAAAAUAAUUAAAUAUUGAUAAAAUUGCCGAUAUACCAAGUUUUAUUUUCUUAUGGUGUGGAUCUGAACAUUUAGAUGAUGGCAGAGAAUUAUUUAAAACUUGGGGAUUUAAAAGAUGUGAAGAUAUUGUUUGGUUAAAAACUAAUAAAGAUCAUUCUAAAUAAAAUUAGUAUGUUGCAGGAUAAGAUUAUGGUGAUAAUUUAUUUAGACGAGUUAAAGAACAUUGUUUAGUUGGAUUAAGAGGAGAUGUAAAAAGAGCAUCUGAUUAACAUUUCAUUCAUGCUAAUAUUGAUACUGAUGUUAUUAUUACUGAAGAAGAAGUCAUGGGAUCAACUAAAAAACCUGAAGAAUUAUAUGAAAUUAUAGAAAGGUUUUGUUUGGGUAGAAAACGAAUUGAAUUAUUUGGAGAAAUACAUAAUAUUAGAGAUGGUUGGUUGACUAUUGGAUCUUAAUUAAGAGAUACAAGAUAAAUGCCAUAAUAAUAUAAUUCAUAUUUCUAAUAAGAAUAAUUUAGUGAAGAAAAACCAUUCAUGGGUCCUCGUUAUUUAUAAACAACCAUCGAAAUUGAAAAUCUAAGACCUAAAUCACCUCCAAAAGAAUAAUAAUAAUAAUAACCAUAAACAUAUUUUUAUUGA